AUGGCCUCUUCACUUCCCACCCACUUUGACCGCCCCGUCCGCAUUGCCGUCAUCGGCGGCACCGGUCUCAGCAAGAUCGACGGCUACGAGCCGGUGGCCGUGCUGGACGUCGACACGCCCUGGGGCAAGCCUUCGGCGCCGCUGCAGAUCGUCGAGCACCGCGGCGUGCCCAUCGCCUUUCUGGCGCGCCACGGCCUCCACCACCAGCUGGCACCGCACGAGGUGCCGGCCCGCGCCAACAUGGCGGCCCUGCGCCAUAUCGGCGUGCGCUGUGUCAUCGCCUUCAGCGCCGUCGGCAGCCUGCAGGAGCACGUCCGCCCGAUGGACUUUGUCGUGCCCGACCAGAUCAUCGACCGCACCAAGGGCGUGCGCCCUUUUACCUUUUUCGAUGGCGGCCUCGUCGGCCAUGUCGGCUUCGCCGACCCGUUUGACGCCGGCCUCGCCGCCGUCGUGCGCGACUGCGCCGCCGCCCUGCACGGCGACGGCGUCACCCUCCACCAGGGCGGCACCAUCAUCUGCAUGGAGGGCCCGCAGUUUUCCACCCGCGCCGAGUCCAACAUGUAUCGCGCUUGGGGCGGCUCUGUCAUCAACAUGUCCGUCCUGCCCGAGGCCAAGCUCGCACGCGAGGCCGAGCUCGCCUAUCAGAUGAUCUGCAUGGCAACUGACUAUGACUGCUGGCGCGUCGGCGCCGAUGCCGACGACGUCGGCGUCAGCAUGGUCCUACAGUACAUGCAGGCCAACAGCGCCAACGCCAAGCACCUCGUCGGUGCCGUCCUCGACCGUCUCGCCCUCCAAGAACACGGCGACCUCGUUCUCGCCACCCAUCUCAAAGGCUCGGCCGUCCAGGCUGUCCAGUUCAUGACCAAGCCCGAAGGCCGCAAUCCCGAGGCUGUCAAGCGCGUCGAGUAUCUCUUUCCGGGCUUUUUUGAGUCGACCUGA
This is a messenger RNA of Grosmannia clavigera kw1407, 939 nucleotides long. Its product is annotated as 5-methylthioadenosine phosphorylase. Gene Ontology annotation, biological process: nucleoside metabolic process. The transcript is spliced from 2 exons. The record is from RefSeq and is a predicted model, not a curated record. Gene Ontology annotation, molecular function: S-methyl-5-thioadenosine phosphorylase activity. NCBI's taxonomy places the organism in Eukaryota, Fungi, Ascomycota, Sordariomycetes, Ophiostomatales, Ophiostomataceae. Bases 1 to 939 code for a protein of 312 amino acids. Gene Ontology annotation, cellular component: cytosol.